Messenger RNA from Trichomonas vaginalis G3, 622 nucleotides. RefSeq names its product protein of unknown function, DUF4106 family. The annotation marks the transcript as partial. NCBI's taxonomy places the organism in Eukaryota, Parabasalia, Trichomonadida, Trichomonadidae. The transcript has a single exon. The record is from RefSeq and is a predicted model, not a curated record.
AUGUCAUUCGCCGACUUUUGCAAAAACAAAGUUGACUUAGACUUUGGUUUCUCAAACCUCAACACUGAAGUAAACUAUUAUUUCAAUGCUGCUGGAGAUGCUUGGGACCCAGUUAAGUUCACAUGCGAAAAGUUUGAAUGCAAGAGAAUAGAAAGCAGACUUGCCGUUUAUAUGUUGGACCCAGAUAUUUCAAAUGCUUUAGCUGCCAAAUAUAUUGCAGUUCCACUUAUGUUCCCUAUACACCAAAUAUCUGUCAAAGACUUUGCAGGUGAAGUUGGAAACCAAAGUGCUGACCCAGGUGCAAGAACAGAUAUUGCUUUAACAACUGCAAUGAAACAUGCAGAUACUAUGUUUGUACUGUUCAGACGAACUAUAAAUGACUAUUCUUGUUUCUACAACCCUGGUAUUAAAUAUCAUAUAAACAUAGAUGGCAAAUAUUAUCCAAGAGAAGAAUAUUCUACAGUUGAGGAUAUGAGGUCAUACAACUUGACAUUAGAUGCUAUGAACUUUAACAACAACUUCACAACAACCAUUAACCCUGAAAUGCAAAGUUCUAUUAUGCCAUAUGUGAAAGUAUGGACUCAUACAGGAGGUCAAAAAACUCAAUAUACAAAUGGAGACC